Molecule: messenger RNA, 646 nt
Organism: Amoebophrya sp. A25
Lineage: Eukaryota; Dinophyceae; Syndiniales; Amoebophryaceae
Source: the annotation of a GenBank genome assembly
UCAGUCUCGUGUUAAUAUGCUUACUCAGUCUCGCGUGAAUAUGCUCAGUUGAUUGGUGACGUCAAUAUGCUCAGUAUCAAAUGCUAAUAAUAUACUCAGUCUCGUAUCAGCAUACUUACUCAGUGUCUCCAUGCUCAUGCACUAUUCAGUCUCGUGUCAAUAUACUUACUCAGUCUCGUGUCAAUAUACUUACUCAGUCUCGUGUCAAUAUACUUACUCAGUCUCGUGUCAAUAUACUUACUCAGUCUCGUGUUGAUAUACUCGAACUCGUGUUAUAUUCAGUUGUGUCCUGCGGUUAGUCUCAUGUUGAUAUAUUCGUUAGUUACUGUGUCGUCUUGCUGCGGUGGGCACUUCGUAGUAGUCAGUCUCGUGAUACGAGCACAGCUUUCUAUCUUAGUGACCCUCAUGUUACGAAGGUUGCUGGCACUGUCGUGUUAUAGCACUCUUAAUUUCCUGAUGCUUUACCUGUCGGUUUCUAGAACAAAAAUUAUAACGUAGGUACUCUGUCAAUGUGUAAAUAUUCCAAGAAUUCUGCUGCCAAGUCCGAAUGAGGGAUCCAUCCCAUGCCGAUGCCACAGCUUAUGCAGACACCAGGCUCCCUGUACUACAAGACAGAGUAAGAAAAUUUUUACCUAGUAUGUCAGAG